Molecule: messenger RNA, 5326 nt
Organism: Cygnus olor (mute swan)
Lineage: Eukaryota; Metazoa; Chordata; Aves; Anseriformes; Anatidae
Gene: POLR3G
Product: RNA polymerase III subunit G
Exons: 9
Coding region: 334-984 (216 amino acids)
Biological process (GO): cell population proliferation; transcription by RNA polymerase III
Cellular component (GO): RNA polymerase III complex
Source: RefSeq, a predicted model, not a curated record
GCCUCGGCGCUGUGCACCGCCACCUCCUCGAAGUGCCGCAGCCCGCCCGAGUGGUCGAAGUGGACGUGGGUGGCCACGGCCAGCAGCGGCCGCGGGCCGGCGCCCUCCAGCAGCCCGGCGGCGCGCAGGUAGUCGGGCAGGCUGCGCAGCCCCAGCCCGGCGUCGAUCACCACGUCGCGCUGCGAGCCCCGCACCAGCCAGAUGUUGGCCCGGUUGCCCGACUCGUAGAAGCGCUCCUGGAUCCAGAAGAUGCCGCCGCCCAGGGGGGACCAAGGCUGUUGUGACGAGUGUUUGCACCCACACUGAUACCUUCAGGGACAUAAGUAACUCCAGAUGGCUGGGUCAGGUAGAGGAAGAGGACGUGCUGCGUUUACCUUCAACAUUGAGGCCAUUGGCUUUUCUAAAGGUGCAUCUCUUCCCGACGUUGUGUGUAAGCCUCCCCCACCAUUUCCUAGUACAGACAAUAAGCCAGUGCCUCUGAAAACAGGAGAAGACGAAGAUUACAUGUUGGCCUUAAAACAAGAUUUUAGAGGAACUAUGAAAAAAAUGCCAUAUUUUUUGGCAGUAGAAGAAGAACGUGAAGCAAUUGAAAGGUACAGUAAAAAGUACCUGAGUAGGGAAAAGGAGCAUGCAGCGUGGACCCCAGAUUGGAGAAGACUCCCAAGAGAGAUGAAGCCAAGAAAAAAAAUGAAAAAAGCAGGUGCGAAACCAAGAAAGGCAAACAGUUCUGACCCUAAAAGUAAUCUGGAUGUGUUGAAAAAAAUUGAGGAGUUGGAAAAGAAGGAUGAUGAAGAAGAGAAAUCUGAAGAUGAGAAAGACAAAACAAAAGACAAAGAAGGUGAAGACGAUGAUGAAGCAGAAGAACCAGAGGAAUACGACGAAGAGGAGCACGAAGAGGAAAAUGACUACAUUUCUUCGUAUUUUGAAGAUGGAGAUGACUUUGGUGCUGGCAGUGAUGACAAUAUGGAUGAAGCAACGUACUAGCUAUUGUUGCUAGGUGGUAUACUGUUCAAGCCUUACACUACUUGAAAUAUAAACCUGGAGGUAGGCUGGGUAUCACUGACAAAACUUAUGCAUUAUCUCCGUUGGGUUUAGGUAUACUCUCCAAAAAAAUACUGGACAACUUUAUUUUAAUCAUGCUAUGCUGUGAAAUAGGGUCCUGGAUCCCACAUCUUUUUCUUUUGCCAUGUUUUGCAGACAUGCACCUUUUUAAGGUUCUCUGGAAUGUUUACUGAUUGAGCAAGCUAGAUGCCAUUGUACUGCCUCUGCACAAACAAAGAAUGUAUGCAUUCUAAUUGAAUUGUGCCUAAGCAUUUGCACUAGUCAGUUCUAUGCUUUAGCUGUUAAAUCUUGAAAACAAGUGAAAUUCUUGAUAACUGGAGCAAAGCAAAGAUAGGACCUUUAUGGGAAUAAGCUGCUUAUAUUUAGCAGCAGACUUCUUUGAAGGAAUUUAUGUAACUUCUGAAUUCAGGUGACUGAAAAUAAUUGACCACUAAGCACUUUAAUAUAAACUGACUUGAAAUACGGACUAACAAGGUAAUGAGAGUAUUUUGAAGAGCCGUUACGCUAGUCAACAGAACUCUUACCUUUAUUGAAAAGGGACAGUAAUAUUUAACCGUGUUACAUUGCCUUUAUGCAUCAGCGUUAAGUAAUAAUUAAAGGUAAUUUCAUUUAGCAAGAAUGGCAGAAAUUAAGAUUGAGAAAUGUGAAUCAUAAUUUUCAUCUUUGUCAUACAGAUUGAAGUGACAAGAAUUUUAGUCCUUUGCCUUGAUUUCUCUGCCUAUUUAGGCAAAACUAACUUUUCUACCUCACAGAGCUGUUAAGUGAGAUGGCAGAUAUCUAUGUAACUGCUAAAGCAUUUACUUGCUUUCCUACAAAACUGAGACAAGCUUUACAGACAGCAAAAUCAAUAAAAAGACAAAAACAUAGGAAAGGAAAGUGGUGAAAUAUUUUGAUGCAUGAGGUUUUAAUUAGGAAAACAUGAGUGCUGAGAAUAGCAAAGCUAGAAUGCUUGGAAACACGUAUCUUAUUUUAGAGCCAGAUAAAAUGUAGAUUUAUUCCUGAGAUUAGAAAGCAAAGGAACACAAUGACAGCGUAUUGACAAUGACUGUGUCCUUUUGUCUUUUGAUGAUAUGAAAUACCAUUUAUCAGUGUUAUUGAUCAGGUUAUUACGUUCUGUUCCUGGUAACUUAGUGCUAAUGAUUAUCAGGGUUAAUGAAAGAACAGUUUUAAGACAAAACCAAUUCUUUCAUCAGAAGAGCUUUCCUUGGAAGUUUGGUGUUUUGUCAAGCAGUGCUUUGUCUCACUGCUGACUAGAAAAUAGUACACCAUUAUUCUAGGGAUCAUUCUGUGCAAUAAGGUACAGCUUAAGGUAUAGCUUUCAAGUGUUCUGAUAAGUUACAUAUCCAUUCUAAAGGAAAUGAAACUAAAAUUCAACAUGUCACACCUCAGAGGUAUACUUGUGUUUUGAAGCCUGUACAAAUAGUGUUUAAUAAACGUUCUGCUGUAUUGCACAGAAAGUGCAUUCUGUUGUGUUUUUUUUUGACAACAUAGAUGCUAGCAGUUGUUUAUUGAACAGUUGGGCCUGUUUCUUUGAUGUGACAUAAACUCUUCAUCAUCUUUAAAAGGUGAACUAUUGUUACCUGUCCUACAGAGGGAACCACACAAGUCUCAGGAUAGAUCUUUUAAGACCAAUUGAACAAUGGCAGAUAAGGCCAAAGCUGAAGAGCAGCCAGAGUUCUAGGAUUCACCUCUGAAAUGAAAUGGUAAAGAGACAAAACACCAACAUAGGAAAACAGGUGUUUCUAACUGCUGAGAAUUUAUUGCAACACCAUAAUGCUGAUAAAACUCAGGCUGUCCAUUGGGUCUCUGCAAACUUUGGAUUUGGGUAGAUUUAAAUUCAAAUUCUGUCUUAACAGCACAGCAGAAAAAUACUGGUAUGUUGUACAAGAAGGCAAGCCACUGCUUUUAGCUUCCAGUGUGCAGGGAGCUUGCCAGCUAAAAGCUUCGCUAGGAACUACCUGUCUAGCCAAGGCCAGUGGCUGUUCGGUGCUCAGCUGCUUACCAGCGCUAACCUGUGGCCACAACCUUGAUUUCUCAUACCGAUUUUUUAAUGCUCAUUUCAGAGAACUAACAAGUUCUCGGAACUUUAUACAGAAGAGUUCCAAGUUACACAAGACAGGCACAGGACAAACAUUUAAGUUACCAGUUAUACCGCACCAGACGUGAACGCUACAGGCAGCUUCUGCCAACAAAGUUAACUUGUUGGCCAAAGAGUAAUUUAGAUCACACAGAGAAACUAGCCAAAACAAAUAGGAGCAGUGGCCUCCUAUAACAAAUGCAAAAUAUAGAGAGUUAAGAAUACACUGUAUGUACCACUUUCACUGCAGUCUAAAAUAAAAUCUUUAUUUUAUGCAUAUUACUUAUGUUCUUCUAAAAGUAGAGGAGCAAAAGUAUUUUAAAUAAAACUUGCAUCCUCACUCAGGAUUAUUUCACAAAGUUAUGGUUUGAACCUUUAUAAAACAGUUAUACAAAGAUUAUUUCUGACAACAUAUUCCAAAAUAUAGCGGAUUUAAAGUAUUUAAAAUUUCAUAUGAUCCAACAGUGCAAUAUGCACUUAUAUUUAAAACCAACUUCCAGACCAACAAUGUGUUGUAAUAUGAUUUACCAUUCAGUUACUUUCAUUUUCAAGUCAAUUUCUAAAAGUCUGGUUUUACAAUUAAUUUACUAUAUCAGUUUUUAGUUCCAUACAGAGCAGUUACCUAGUUUAUUCAGAACUAAUAGACAAGGACACAUUGCCAGUAACACGUACUUUGGAAAAAACAGUAUAAAUCCCCAUAUCCUGUAAAUAGAAAAGCCAGCUGAUGCUUGUAGAUUCCUACUGCCUGAAGUCCCAUGAUCUUGGAAAGAGACUUACUGUGUUUUCUCAUAAUGUUAAUGUUCUACUUUAAAAAUAUGCUAUGUGAAAUAUGCUACGUAACAAUAUAAACAUGCCAGGCUCUUGGUCAGAGUAUAGUAUUUUUCAGCAAAACUUUCCUUUUUUUUUUCCUAAUCAAUGCUUACUAUCACACCUUUAGCAACUGAGUGACAAAGCCACAGGCCUUAAAACACCGUAAAAAGCCCAAAGAAGCCUGAGACAUUAAAGAACCAUUCGGCUCUAACACCACCAACAAAAGGAUCUCUUCUCUUAAAUAUAAACAGCAGAGACCUUUCUGACCACAUUAAACCACAAUUGAAAUUAAGUUCACUUCAGACGUGAUGGCAAUUUAAUACCAGCCUGUUAACGUAUGGAUAGUAACUUAGGCUUAUGUUGCGUAUCACACUAGUUAAUCUCUUGUUCUUCAACAAUUUCCUAAGAAAUGAAAGGAUAAAGUUCCAUAAACGGAGAGGGAAUGAUAGAGGAAGAGACAAACCAACAAAUAAGCUAACAGAAAAGUUGACCCAUUAUGUACCAGGUCCCAGGCUUGGCAGAACACUGGCUAAUUUGUCUUGAUGUGCUAAAGUUCUGUUGUACAGAAAAGAGCAAACCACCUCUUCCUAAAGUUGGCUUGCUUUUAAACUUCUAGCCAUAGAAGGUACAUCACACUUGCCACCAUAAAUUAUUUUGCAACUCAACUUUUCGCACAGCCUUACCCUGAACUGGCACUUGAACAUUCAUGCUUGCAUUAUUACCGUAUUGUUUUCAUGGAAAGAAAAUUUAAAAAGAUCUUUGAAAACAAGCGGCACGCAAGACACAAACUUCACACUCAUUUAGAAUGCCUCUUCUCAUGUGGAAACAAUGAGUAGCCACACUGUCUCCAGAGAUACUACUUUGGUUGAAGGGUUCCACAGCCACUAGCCACAGUUCACAGGUCCAACCAUGCAUUCCCUUCAAGCUUUAGGCUAUUUCAAUCUACACUGAAAGUAAACCAAUUCACGUUCAUGCCCUUAGCAUGCCAGUGAAGGUUUGCCCCAUAGUGGCAGAAGCCUUUACUUUCAAAAUUCAAGUUGAUAAAGCACUUUUGAAUACUUCCUAUAGUUAAAAAAAAAAGUUGCUUUAUCAGUUUUUUUUCCCCCCCACACACUUUAUAUACUUGAUCAAGACACUCAAAAGAGAGCUUUUAAUAGUGUUUAAAUCAAAAAGAUAGUGAUAUUUUCCAUUUCUAAGUCUUAUGAAAGUCAGUUAGCUUCAGCUUUAGUAACAAGUAUUACUUAAACAGCACAACAGAAACCUUAUUCCACAAGGCAAAUAGAACAAAAAAUUAUAAGUAACAUUUCAUUUUUUAUUUUAUAAUAUUCAGAGCACACCAGUACCUCUUUACUUCUUUCUGUAGAAGUCUUUUUUUUU